This is a messenger RNA of Eriocheir sinensis (Chinese mitten crab), 4711 nucleotides long. It is a transcript of the gene Opa1, whose product is annotated as dynamin-like 120 kDa protein, mitochondrial. The record is from RefSeq and is a predicted model, not a curated record. Lineage: Eukaryota; Metazoa; Arthropoda; Malacostraca; Decapoda; Varunidae. Gene Ontology annotation, biological process: mitochondrial fusion. Gene Ontology annotation, cellular component: cytoplasm; mitochondrial membrane; microtubule. The coding region runs from base 128 to 3247 and encodes 1039 amino acids. Gene Ontology annotation, molecular function: GTP binding; microtubule binding; GTPase activity. The transcript is spliced from 22 exons.
GUAUUAACCUUUUGUGUCCGCGCCGCGACCCGUAGUUAACAGUCCCCGGCUGCUGCUCGGCGGCCUAAGCUCCUCAGGCUGGCUCGGCGGGCGCUCCUUCUUAUUUUCCGGCGGCCGCUCAGACACGAUGUAUAAAUUAGUCAAGGGGAGGUUUGGGUACGCCGUGCGGGCGGUGGGCGUGAGCCAGACCCGGUGGGUGCGGCAGAAGCUGUCCAGCCCCCAGGACCAGCAGGCGGUGAGGCAGGUGGUGGUGCCCAUAGCCAGGCACUUCAGCUCACUGCAGGCCACCCAAGGGGCCCUGCUGAAGCUGCCUGGGCCCAGCUAUGCCGCACCAACCCGGGGUAUCGGCAUGUUGGUGGCCAGGGUGCUGCGUGGGGCCUUGAAGAUCCGCUACCUCAUCCUGGGUGGCAGCAUAGCGGGAGGCAGUGCCCUUGCCAAGACAUAUGAACAGUGGAAGGAAGCCUUACCUGACACCAAGUUCCUAGAGGGCCUGCUUCCCUCACAGGAAGACUUAGACUCUGUUAGAGCUUCCCUUAUAUCAUACAGAGACAAGAUCAAGGAUGCUGUGCCAGAGUUCUCAUUAGACCCAAAGCUGUUGGAAGCUAGCGAGGAUCAGUACAACAGGCUGGCCAUGUGGUUCAAGGAGAGGCUUGAUGAUGCCAUACAAGCUGCAGAGGAAGAGAAAAGCAACAGCAGUGGCACCUCAUUCUUCCCUGAUGGCGAGACCCUAACCCUCUCCGGGAGGCCUCUUGCCCCCACGUCAUUGGUCAAAGACUUCUCCCCCGACCUGAAGCAACACGCCCUCUCCUUCACAGCCAUGGGUUCCUCAUCUGCAGAGAGGGAAAGGGAAAAAGCAGAGCUCCUCCGCUUGAGACUUUCCCAGCUUGAAGCAGAACUACAAGAAAAGACAGAAAGACUCUCAAAAGAGCUUUCCAGUGUUACUCAUGAGAAUGCUGAUCUCAGACAAAAAAUCCAAUCCAAUGACAACAUCAGGGAGAAAUAUGAAAGCCUGCAGGAGGAGCUAAUGCAGGUGCAGCUUAAGUACCAACGGGAGGUGGAGCGCCUCGAGAAGGAGAACAAGGAGCUCCGAAAGUCCCUUAUGCUGAGAGCCGGGGACACAGUUGCUCGGAAGAAGGUCAAAAAGUCUCUGAUUGACAUGUACAGUGAGGUGCUGGACGAGCUGUGUGACUAUGACAGCAGCUAUGACACCCAGGAUCACCUGCCGCGGGUGGUGGUGGUGGGCGACCAGAGCUCUGGCAAGACCUCAGUGCUGGAGAUGGUGGCUCAGGCACGCAUCUUCCCAAGGGGUGCAGGUGAGAUGAUGACCCGAGCGCCUGUUAUGGUGACGCUCAGCGAGGGGCCUUACCACAUUGCCUCUUUCAAGGAUUCCACCAGGGAGUUUGACCUCACCAAGGAAUCUGAAUUGGCUGAGCUGAGGAAAGAGGUUGAGCUGCGGAUGAGGAACAGCGUGAGGAAUGGCCGCACAGUGAGCCAUGAUGUGAUUUCCAUGACUGUUAAGGGACCCGGCCUACAGAGGAUGGUGCUGGUGGACCUGCCCGGGAUCAUCAGUACUGUAACCACGGACAUGGCCUCAGAUACACGGGAGGCUAUACGCACCAUUUCAGAGCAGUACAUGUCCAACCCAAACGCCAUCAUCCUGUGCAUCCAGGAUGGCUCAGUGGAUGCUGAACGCUCCAAUGUGACAGAUCUAGUGAGCCAGAUGGACCCCCAGGGCAAACGCACCAUUUUUGUCCUCACCAAGGUGGACCUGGCCGAGGAGAACUUGGCCAAUCCUGAUCGGAUAAGGAAAAUCCUGGCAGGUAAGCUGUUCCCCAUGCGUGCACUGGGCUACUUUGCGGUGGUGACAGGGCGCGGCAACCAGGAGGACUCCAUCCAGGCCAUUAAGGAUUAUGAGGAGGCCUUCUUCAGCAGCUCAAAGAUAUUCAAAGGUGGUGUGAUUAACAGCCACCAGUGCACAACCCGGAACCUGAGCUUCGCUGUGUCCGAGCGCUUCUGGAAGAUGGUGAGGGAUACAGUGGAGCAGCAGGCCGAUGCUUUCAAGGCCACCCGCUUCAACCUAGAGACAGAGUGGAAAAAUAACUUUCCUCGCACCCGUGAGCUGGACCGUGAUGAGCUGUUUGAGAAAGCACGUGGAGACAUUCUGGAUGAGGUGGUGAACCUAUCACAGGUGUCUCCCAAGCAGUGGGAGGAAGCACUCUCCAGGAAGCUUUGGGAGAAGAUGGUCACUUACAUAUUUGAGAGCAUCUACUUGCCUGCCGCACAGACUGACAGCUCAGGCACCUUCAACACCACAGCAGACAUUCGGCUGAAGCAGUGGGCAGACCAGAUGUUGCCCAAACGUUGUGUGGAGGUGGGCUGGGAGACACUACAGGACGAGUUCCGCAAGUUUAUUGAGCGCGCCAAGACCUCCAAGGACCAUGACACCAUCUUUGACAACCUUAAAGCAUGUGUGGUGGAUGAAGCCAUGAGGAGACAUGUUUGGGAAGACAAGGCUGCUGAUGUGCUGCGUGUCAUACAACUAAAUGCCCUGGAGGACCGCUCAGUCAGUGACAAACAGCAGUGGGACUCUGCCUGCCGCUUCCUGGAGGAGUCAGUGAAGGAGAAACUUACAGUGACAGAGAGCACACUAAGGGAGAUGGUUGGGCCAGGGACACGGGAACAGUGGCUCUACUGGACCUCCCCCACUGAAGAUCAGCGCAAGCGGGCAGCUGUGAAAACGGAACUAGAGAAACUGCUUGCCACUGAUUAUAGCCACAAGAACACACUGAAUUAUGAUGAGGUCACUGCUGUCAGAAAGAACACACAGAACAGUGGCAUUGACGUGGACAAUGAAUUCAUCAGAGAGACAUGGCACCCAGUGUACCGGCGUCACUUCCUUAGGCGGUCCCUGGCCAAAGCUUAUGACUGCCGCAAGUCCUUCUAUGCCUACCACCAAGGCCUAGAAGGGGAGCUAGGGGUGGAGUGCAACGAUGUGGUGCUGUUUUGGCGGAUUCAGCAGAUGAUCAAGAUAACGUCCAACGCCCUCCGCCAGCAGGUCAUGAACAGGGAAGCACGGCGGUUGGAGAAAGAGAUCAAGGAGGUGCUGGAGGAGUAUGGGUGUGACAGGGAGAAGAAGGAGCACCUGUUGACUGGCCGGAGAGUCUUGCUGGCCGAGGAGCUGAAAAGAGUACGGCAAAUUCAAGAGAAGCUUGAGGAGUUUAUCCACUCUCUGAAUGCUGAGAAGUGAAUGAGGGAGUAACGAAAAUGGACACACUUUUACUGACUAUUCAGCUCCAUGUUGGAGCUGUGAGCCAGCAUCCUUCAGCUGUAGAACUGUAGCAGUGCUAAGAUGCACACUGUACAGUACUAUUAAGACCAAAAAUUAAAGUUAUGACCAUAUGACCACACUUGACAAAUUAUAAAAUGUAUAUUGUUGAAAGUAAUUGUUACCUUUAUGUUGUUAUGAGAUGAAUGAAGAUGCCUGAGAGUGGACUGAUGAAAGUUUAUUAUGAAAUGACAACUUUCCGCCCCUUGCUAAUGGAAGCUAAAAUAACCAAGGAGGGCUUUUAUGUAAUGAGCAAAUAGAGUAACAUUACUAUAUUGAACAGUAAAAUGUUUUAGUUGAUAUAAAACCCUUUUUAUGAAUCAACGAAGUGCAAUAUGUUAUGUUAUGAAAACUUGCUUUUAUUUUAGAUUAAAAUAAACUUCUUGACAUCAACAUCAAUACUCUAACUUUGUGAACAUCUCAAAUAUUAACUUAAAAUGCUUUUAAAGUUGUUGUUUUUAAAAGACUACAAAUAUAAAUGCACUAAAUGAUCUGGUCAUAUGAAGAAAAUUCCACUCAAAGAAAAACAUCACUUCAAACCUCCUUGAAACUAACAUGAACAUAUAAUGCCAACCCACAUCAUUGAGGAGAUUUUUAAGUAUCUCUCCAUCAUGUAAAAGCUCUUUCAACACGCAGUGACUGAGGGUCUGCACAGCAUUUGCCUUCUGUAUACAAUAGCUGUCAUUACUACACAUUGAAGUAAUGUGUCCAUCCCAGUAAAAAAUGAGUUCCAACCUUUUCCUUUCAGUACUGCAUUUUUUUUCUAUAAAUUCUUGUUAUUCAAAUGCCCAGGAGAUGUAUUCUUUACUGCCAGAAUACAUUUGAGACUUGUCUUUUAGGUGCAAUAACAAUAGAUAUAACAGAACAAUGAACUUAAUGCAAGGACUUGUGUUGCAGGCAAUGUUAUUUUCAGCUUACUUCUACCUAGUCAUCUUCGUUUGUGUUUGUCCAAACUGUAUUAUAUGUCAGUGCUAAAACUAGAUUUUUUAAAGCUCUUUAGGGGUUAUCAGCAAUCUAGUUCCCUGUGGUGAAUCGUAACUUCUUUCAUUAUGGGACUCUCAUAUUAUACACUAUACCCAGACAUACCUCUCCUGCAACUUUCAUUUCCCUCCACUUAUAAAAACUGUCACCAUGUUUUAUAUUCUGUAUCCCCUCUUCACCUUUUACAUACUUUUAUCUCAUUUACAUUUAAAUGUUACUUUGGUAAACUAUUCUUUCACCACAUUGGAAAAUUGAUUGCAAAUGGGAUAUAUGUAUUUAUAUUUUGUUAAUAGAUGUAUUAUAAUUAUUACACUUGUGGAACUAUGCUGUAUGUAUGGUAGGUCACAGAGUUCCCAAGAAACUUAUGAUGUACUGAUAAAUAUAAAAUGUAAAUAUCUUCACAAA